This is a messenger RNA of Pimephales promelas (fathead minnow), 1596 nucleotides long. The record is from RefSeq and is a predicted model, not a curated record. Lineage: Eukaryota; Metazoa; Chordata; Actinopteri; Cypriniformes; Leuciscidae.
GACUGACUCUUUCAAAUCGAUGGAUUGGUUUUGAAAUCGUUGCGGGGGAAAAUACGGUGUUUUUGUUCGCAGGUCUUCCCUUCCCUUUCCUUCCCUUUCCUUUUCAACGAUGGAACUCACGAUGGAGAACAUUGGCAACAUGCACGGCGUUGCGUCGCACUCGCAAGCGGGGGAUUUGAUGAAUCCCGCGCACGGAAGACCCUCGUCGGCUUCCCAUCGGAACCUGGUGUCCCACGGGCGCUCGGCGAUGGUGUCCAGCAUGGCGUCGAUCCUGGAGGGCGCGGGCGAGUACCGGAGCGACCCCGCGCUCUCCGGACACCUGCACCCGGCCAUGACCAUGUGCGAGUCCGGCAUGAGUUUAUCCAACACCUACACCACUCUCACACCUCUGCAACAUCUGCCUCCUAUCUCCACGGUCUCAGAGAAGUUCCAUCACGCGCACCCGCACACGCACCCGCAUCACCACGCCGCGCACCAGCGCCUCGCCACCGGGAACGUCAGCGGGAGUUUCACGCUCAUGCGCGAUGAUCGCGGCCUCGCUUCAAUGGGGAACUUAUACGGGCAUUAUCCUAAAGACAUGUCCGGGAUGGGUCAACCCCUAUCCCCGCUUUCCAACGGCCUCGGGUCUCUCCACAACUCCCAGCAAGCGCUUUCCGCGUACGGACCGGGCGCGCACCUUCCCAGCGAUAAGAUGCUCUCGCCGGGCGGCUUCGAGACGCACGCGGCGAUGCUCUCGCGAAGUGAGGAGCACUUGAGGAGUUUAGGUGGGCACGGGCACGGUAUGAUCUCGAAUCUGAACGGCAUGCACCCUCACAGCCACAUGCACUCGCAGGGGAACGGAUCCAUGCUGUCCGACAGAGAACGGCACGGCGGCGGGGGCGCGCAGAGCGCGGGCGCGGGACAGGUGGAGGAGAUCAACACAAAAGAAGUGGCGCAGAGGAUCACAGCAGAGCUCAAGAGAUACAGCAUUCCUCAAGCUAUUUUCGCACAGAGGAUCUUGUGUCGUUCCCAGGGAACGCUGUCGGAUCUCCUGCGUAACCCGAAGCCCUGGAGUAAACUCAAGUCCGGGCGCGAGACUUUCAGGCGGAUGUGGAAGUGGUUACAGGAGCCCGAGUUUCAGAGGAUGUCCGCGUUGAGGCUUGCAGCGUGCAAGAGAAAGGAACAGGAGCAGCACAAAGACCGAAACAUGGUCCCGAAGAAGCAGCGCCUGGUGUUCACCGAUCUCCAGCGCCGAACGCUCAUCGCCAUCUUCAAGGAGAACAAGAGACCCAGCAAAGAGAUGCAGAUCACCAUCUCUCAGCAACUGGGCCUGGAGUUGUCCACCGUCAGCAACUUCUUCAUGAACGCCCGGCGUCGAUGCGUGGAUCGCUGGCAGGACGAGCACGCGGCCAGUCCCGGGCAACCCGGCACAUCGGCAACCACUUUCUCCAAAGCCUGAGCCGAUGCCAAGCUGACGGACCAGCGCCGGAUGCGUCGAACCAACAGAUGAUGAUGAUCUACGGCGCCCAUCAAACCUCACAAACCUCGUCCGGGAACGGCGGGUGCGGAUGAGCUCCGGCAAAACCCAACGCAUUGCACGCUCUUCAUUCGGUUUCU